Pararge aegeria (speckled wood butterfly) is the source of this 925-nucleotide messenger RNA. RefSeq names its product probable tetraspanin tspC. Gene Ontology annotation, cellular component: membrane. Bases 1 to 843 code for a protein of 280 amino acids. NCBI's taxonomy places the organism in Eukaryota, Metazoa, Arthropoda, Insecta, Lepidoptera, Nymphalidae. The record is from RefSeq and is a predicted model, not a curated record. The transcript has 5 exons.
AUGCAGAUUUAUAAAUUUAAAGCGAAAUUCAACAUGAAAACCCUAAAAUAUCUGAUGAUGAUGAUCACAACAAAAUUUAUGAUACUCUCCAUUCUUAUGAUUGUUCUGGGAUUCUCAAUGUACGCCCGUUACCACACGUUCUCGUUUUUCUAUAACGAAGUCAAAAGCGGGGAGUUCCUUACCCCCGCCUUAUUCACCUUUGUACUGGGUAUAUUCCUCCUCAUCGUCACAUUGUUUGGAUUCUUUGGUACUUUAAAAGAGAGUACUUGCCUGGUAAAUUUGUAUGCACUUAUUUUGACUAUUUUACUAAUACUGAAGUUUGUCGCGGUCAUACUGGCGCUUUCACUGGAUACAGCGACCAUAAGGGCAAUUUUGCACAUACCAGUUACAAAAUAUGUUUCGGACUCCGAAAUCGAAAUGGAAAUUGACCAGCUGCAAGUGUCCCUAAACUGUUGCGGCAGUGAAUCGUACUUAGACUACGUCGGCAUGGAGUUCACGAGCAAACACUCUACAUCAGUAUUCCUUACGAUCUACGGCAACUCUCUUGUACCGGUGGUGGUACCCGCAUCUUGCUGCGCCACAGAGGGCGUCGAAUACUGUGCCACGAUGAGGACUACCGGCUGUAGCUCGGCGUUGAUAAGUUUCUUUAUGAGGAGCUCUAACGUCCUUGGUGUGCUGGGGAUAGCUGUUACAAUGAUGAAGUUGUUGGGUAUCAUUUUCGCGGUGUUGCUUGCGCGGUGCAUCCGGAAAGCGAAGAGUGAGAGGGGCCUGAUAUCUUGGAGAAUCAAUGAGCUGGCGAUAGCGGCGCGCGAGAACGAGGCGAGAAAUCAAUCAGGGAACUAAGAUGCAAUAACCAAUAGCGUUGGCGAACAACCUAAUCAUUUAGUCGUCCCAUAAUUCAAAAGCAAGAAAUUGAAAUAGUUUA